AUGGUGUGUGUCUGGCUCCCCAAGGGCAUCUGGAUAGGAGUUCUGGCUGUGCCCCUGCUGGUGCUGGUUUCCCAGGUGGCUGCAGGCAGACAGGUCCCAGAGCACUUCACUGAGUAUUCUACAUCUGAGUGUUACUUUGUGAAUGGGACGGAGCGCGUGCGGUAUAUGGACAGAUAUUUCUAUAACCGGGAGGAGUACGUGCGCUUCGACAGCGACAUCGGGGAGUACCUGGCGGUGUCGGAGCUGGGGCGGGGAAUUGAUAACUACCUGAACAGCCAGAAGGAGAUCCUGGAGGACAGACGGGACUCAGUGCACACUUUCUGCCGGCACAACUACAAGGUGUUUGAUCCCUUCCUAGUGCCCCGGCACGUUGAGCCUGAGGUGACUGUGUAUCCAUCCAAGAUGGCUCCCCUGGGACACCACAACCUGCUUGUCUGCUCUGUCACUGGUUUCUACCCUGGGGACAUUGAGGUCAGGUGGCUCCUGAAUGGGCAGGAGGAGACAGCUGGGGUUGUGUCCACAGGCCUGAUCAGCAAUGGAGACUGGACCUACCAGGUCCUGGUGAUGCUGGAGAUGACCCCCAGGCGUGGGGAUGUCUACACCUGCCACGUGGAGCACUCCAGCCUGCAGAGACCUGUCACCUUGGACUGGAAAGCACAGUCUGGAUCUGCCCAGAGCAAGAUGCUGAGUGGAGUCGGGGGCCUCGUGCUGGGACUGAUCUUCUUUGGGGUUGGCCUUGUUGUCCACAGGAGGAGUCAGAAAGGAAAUCAGGUUUCACAGCCAGCAGGGCUCCUGAGCUGAUCUCUGAGGCUGUGUCCCCUGGAG
This is a messenger RNA of Dromiciops gliroides (monito del monte), 825 nucleotides long. Its product is annotated as H-2 class II histocompatibility antigen, E-S beta chain-like. The record is from RefSeq and is a predicted model, not a curated record. Bases 1 to 801 code for a protein of 266 amino acids. The transcript has 6 exons. NCBI's taxonomy places the organism in Eukaryota, Metazoa, Chordata, Mammalia, Microbiotheria, Microbiotheriidae. Gene Ontology annotation, molecular function: MHC class II protein complex binding. Gene Ontology annotation, cellular component: MHC class II protein complex; membrane. Gene Ontology annotation, biological process: antigen processing and presentation of exogenous peptide antigen via MHC class II; peptide antigen assembly with MHC class II protein complex; immune response.